AUGGAAGAGGAGUGGGACUUGUACAAUGUUGCCCUGUAAGAAGAGAAGGACUAUGGUGACAGAGUCCCCACAGCACCAGGGCAACCGGGAGGAAGAGGACCUAGACCUGGAGUCAGCCGUUAAAUCGUCGUCCGACCAGGUGAAAGACUUGGGGUCAGCGUCACUCUCUGGGGGUCCGAGUCAUGGCAGAGCAGCUGGCCUCCAAAUAGAGUCCGUGCAGGAUGCUGGAAAUCAGCUUGGUGUGGAGGAUCCGUCUUUGAGUUCUAGGGUGCUCGCCCAGGACACAAAUGCACCAGUUUUAGAAGCUGCUGAUGUGGCCAUCUCUCAGGGAAUCACCCUACCUUCCUUGGAGUCUUCCCAGCCCCUUAAUGUACACAUUGGUAAAGGAAAAGUCCAGGCCACUGGCUCAAGGAGAGGGAAGAAGAUGACACUCAGGCCUGGGCUUGUUCCCCAAGAAGACAGAGGUGAUCAUCCUAUUACAAAGGAGCCUUUUUCAGGAGAGCCUAGUGAAGAAGUCAAGGAAGAAGGAGGAAAACCUCAGUUGCACUCUGGAGGGGCGAUACCUUCGCUGCCGUUAGGCAGCCACUCUGCAAAACCAGGAGCCCAGCCUGGGAAGUCCCCUCAGCCAGGUAUCUGUGCCUGUCCUCAGGAAAAGCCAUUCGGGACUCUGGCUCCGCAAGCUGAGGAUGAGACAGAGGACGGUGGACUCUUCAUUCCGAUGGAAGAACAAGGCGGUGAAGAAAGUGAGAAAAGGCGAAAAAAGAGAAAGGGCACCAAGAGGAAGCGGGACGGACGCGGUCCAGAGGGAGGGGCAUGGGCUUGCGACCUGAAGCUGGACGACGCGCUGGACCGCACGCUGGAGGACGGCGCCAAGCAGCACAACCUGACUGCCGUCAACGUGCGCAACAUCCUCCACGAAGUAAUCACAAAUGAGCAUGUGGUCGCUAUGAUGAAAGCAGCCAUCAGUGAGACGGAAGAUAUGCCGAUGUUUGAGCCCAAAAUGACACGCUCUAAACUGAAGGAAGUGGUGGAAAAAGGAGUGGUAAUUCCAACAUGGAAUAUUUCACCGAUUAAGAAGGCCAAUGAAAUUAAGCCCCCCCAGUUUGUGGAUAUCCACCUGGAAGACGAUGACUCCUCAGAUGAGGAGUACCAGCCAGACGACGAAGAGGAAGACGAGACGGCUGAAGAGAGUUUGUUGGAAAGUGAUGUUGAGAGCACCGCUUCGUCUCCACGGGGGGCGAAGAAGUCCAGGUUGAGGCAGUCUUCGGAGAUGACCGAGACCGAUGAGGAGGGCGGCCUGCUGUCAGAGGCUGAGAAAGUCACCACACCUGCCGUCAGGCACAUCAGCGCUGAGGUAGUGCCCAUGGGGCCCCCGCCCCCCCCAAAGCCCAAGCAGACCAGGGACAGUACUUUCAUGGAGAAGUUGCAUGCAGUAGAUGAGGAGCUGGCUUCCAGUCCCGUCUGCAUGGACUCUUUCCAGCCCAUGGAUGACAGCCUCAUUGCCUUCCGCACCCGCUCCAAGAUGCCCCUGAAGGACAUCCCCCUGGGGCAGCUAGAGGCGGCGCUCCGGGCUCCGGACAUCACCCCAGACAUGUAUGACCCCAAUACGGCGGACGACGAGGACUGGAAGGUGUGGCUGGGGGGGCUCAUGAACGAUGAUGUGGGAAACGAGGGUAAGUGGGGUCCUUGGCAUUUUCUACCUACUCUGUCCGUUACCUCGGUGCUAAAAUUUUCAUUGGUUAGAAGCUUAAAGGAAGGGGGUGUUUUUGGUUAACUGAAAUUAAUUGUAUGUCACUCAGAAUUUACUGUCAGUCAG
This is a messenger RNA of Leptonychotes weddellii (Weddell seal), 1816 nucleotides long. Lineage: Eukaryota; Metazoa; Chordata; Mammalia; Carnivora; Phocidae. The record is from RefSeq and is a predicted model, not a curated record.